Molecule: messenger RNA, 4070 nt
Organism: Bombyx mori (domestic silkworm)
Lineage: Eukaryota; Metazoa; Arthropoda; Insecta; Lepidoptera; Bombycidae
Exons: 5
Coding region: 231-3989 (1252 amino acids)
Molecular function (GO): protein binding
Source: RefSeq, a predicted model, not a curated record
UUUAUUUUUGAAUGGUGAAACACACAAAGUAUUGUCAGCUUGCACUAUCUAUCCCAUCGCUCACAUACGUGCAAGAGAAUUUGUAAAAAAAAAACAUAUAUUUUAAAUAUAUUUCAACGGUCAGUAUGUUGUUGGCCGCAAUCGAUCUAUAGUAAUAUUCUGGUGCUGUUUAGUAUUCAGUUCAAUGUUGUACGUGGAAAUUCUGUAACAUGUGAACGCCAUUCGCACUCAUGGAUUUUGGAGUUUUCAGAACCAGACUACUGCUCUGGCUUUUGCCCGGGAUGGUGACUGGUGGAUUGGUUCGCCGAACGACUGAUGAGCAAGAGGAAAUGCCCUGCAGUACUUAUACCCUAAACGGACUAAUCUAUCUCGACUGCAAUGAGAGAGGGCUUAGUGAACUACCUGAAGGCUUGAACUAUGAGUCACAAGUGCUCAUUUUAACGAACAACAACUUCGCAACGUUUCCGUCGCAAUUGGAAAGCUUCUCGCGCGUGCAAGUAUUGGAUCUAUCCGGUAACCAUUUGAACGUGCCGUUGCCCAGCUACAUAGAAAAUUGGACCAGCCUAAACACGCUUAAUUUAUCGAACAACAAUUACGAAAGUUGGCUAAACGAUGGCCGCCAAUACAAAUUCAGAAGACUGGAUCUGUCGAGGAACAAAAUAAAAAACAUUGAAGAAGAUUCGUUCAGUGGAAUGACCAAUUUGUAUUUCUUAGAUCUCUCUGAGAAUAGAAUAAACGAGUUCUCUCCGAAACUCCUUACGGCGGCAAAAAGUUUGAACACACUCAGAUUAAGUCGAAACUAUUUGUCUGAAUUACCGAAAUUUCAAUCGAAUUCCCUGAGGAGUCUUCAUCUAAGCUAUUGUUUGAUCACAAACUUACAGGUCGAUUCUCUGUCAGAAAUGACUUCGCUGCUCGAAAUCGACCUAUCUUCGAACCAAAUUGAAAGCAUACCAGAUAAUUUUUCGUCCAACACUCUCCAGGAAUUGGACUUGAGCUAUAAUGAAAUUGGCUCGCUAACUGACCGCACGUUCUCGUCACUACCCCACUUAGCGGUAUUGAACUUGAGAGGGAACGAGUUCAGGGAGGUUUGGUCCACCUCACACUUCGCCUCGAAUCCAUUUCUGAGGGAAGUCCACGUGAAGGGAAACCGAUGGAACUGCGAAGGCUUUAGCGUUAAUCUUUUGCUCACUUACGAGUUCCUCACGAAAGAACCUUCGAAAAUUCACGAUAGAGCUUCCCUGAUUUGCUACGCGCCAUCGAACGUGACUCAGCUGAGUUGGCAGCAGGCGUACAUACAAACAUGGCACCCCAACGCGUCUACAGUUGAAUCUUAUACGACACUGGCAGCUAUGGUCGGUAUUAUCAUUGGUAUAGUGGUGACAUCGUUAAUUUGUCGGGGCAUAAUUGCUAUAAACAAACCGGAUCCUCCGAGGCCUGAAACUGAGACGACUAUUGUGAAUCUCAACGGAACGCCACAAUCGCGGGCCGAGUCGGUCGUGAUGAGAGUGCCUCUGCGUGAUGAGGACCUGCCUCCGACGUACGACGAGGCUCUAUUGAUGCCGCGAUUGAAUUCGUCAUUCCAUUCACUGCCCGAUUUUGUGGACGAUGAACCUAGUCAACGUUCUCGGAGGUCAAGAUCUAUUGGAGACCUUACGGAGCACAGGCCAAGAGUGAGCGAUCGGCGGUCUGUGAGGCGAACCGUCGAAAUACAUAUAAAGCAAGGCGUGAUGUUACGACUGUCCAGCGUAUGGAUUAUUCUGAUAUCAUGGAAUUUGUUAGCGCUUGCAAGAAGCUUGGAUGACGAUGACAAAACCAUAGGAGAUUUGUGUUUUCUAUGCAGAUGUAAUCUAGAUAAAACUGAUAUUGAUUGUUCACGUAGAGGCCUCACGGACAUCCCCAAUGGAUUGGGAUUACAGGUGACCAAACUGAACAUUUCGAAUAAUGAGUUUACAAAAUUUCCCGAGUCUCUGAGCAGACUCCACAACCUCGUGAAUUUGGAUAUUAGCAGCAACCAAUUGAAGGGAUUGCCUGACAAUGCGCUUUACAAUUUAACAGCGCUCGAAGUGCUGAAUUUAUCAAGAAAUUACUUUGAUUCGUGGCUUAAUUUGAAUCCGAACGAUGUACUGCUCCCGGCUACACACUUGAAAAUUCUGGACCUGUCGUUUAACAAAUUUCAGACUAUGGGCAAUUUGGCCAAUCAAGAAUUAUUGAUCAGCCCAUCCCUGGAAACGUUAAUAUUAGAUCAUUGUGAAAUAAAUUCCAUACAUGGUAGGUCUCCAUUAAGUGGUCUGAUAAACAUAAGAGUUCUAAAGUUGAACUUCAAUCCUUUAUUGAGAAUACAAAAUUUAAUAUCGUCAUCCCUGAGGAGUCUUUUCGUUAGUAACUGUGAGCUGACCUCAUUAAAUCAUAACGAGUUGAUGUUCUUACCUUCGUUGACUCAUUUAAAAAUGUCAAAUAACUAUCGUCUCGAGUUAGCGUCUUCAGCGAACAAUUUGUUUUCGCAAUCAUUGAAAUAUAUCGAUAUUUCAUACUGUAAUAUUUUGCAACCGAACCUCAAGGGGUUCCCUAGUUUGCGAAAAGCUAUCCUAAAUCACAAUAUGGUUAGGUAUUUAGAAAGUAACGCUUUUGCUAACAAUACAGAAUUGGAAUAUUUGGAUUUGUCCAAUAACAACAUUGCGUCGCUUAGAUACGAUACGUUUCGAGGACUGAAGAUGCUGAAACACUUGGAUUUAUCUUGGAACGAAAUCGCUGUGAUUCCAGAAGAUAGCUUAUUGGAAAUGCCGUCUUUGACGCAAUUGAAAUUAUCCAGAAAUUACCUGUCGAGAGUUGGUCACUUGAGAUCAAUGUCUGUAACGAUUCUCGAUAUGAGUUCAUGUGAAUUAAAUACAAUCGGUAAAGAUUCACUGGAGGGCUUGCAGUCGAUUGUUGAAUUAGAUUUGUCUCAGAAUCUGCUGUCUUAUAUUCCGGAUAGUAUUUCUUCGAACACUUUGAAAUACCUUAAUUUGAAUUAUAAUCGAAUUAGCAGCAUCAAUAAUUUAACGUUUUUCAUGUUGAAUCGGUUGACUAGCUUAAGCGUGGUCGGUAACAGAUUCACUAUGAUCUGGCGGAGAUCGUUUUUCGAUUCCAAUCCAUAUUUGGAAAGACUGGAUUUGAGUGACAACAUGUGGAGAUGUGAUUGCUCCGAUGAGAACAUGAGGGACUUUUACGACUUUGUCACUUUAGAACCAAAUAAAAAAGAAGAAUCGUUCAAUCUUAUAUGCAAUAGUCCGGCUAAUGUGAACACGCAGACGUGGCUCGAGGCGUGUUACUUUACUUGGAAUCCCACCGAAAAAACCGCUAACGCAGACACUUUAAUAUGGUUUAUUGUUGUCAUGAUCAUAGGCUUGUCCUUGUGUAUAUUAUUAGUGAGCGGAAUCCGAAGUUCGAUGAAACGUCGUCUUGCCGCCAUACAAGCAGAAAGGGAAAGGCAAGUGGAAGAAGCUAGAGACAGAUUGAGGCAAAUGAGAAUACGUGCGGAACAGGAAGCGUUAUGUAAUACACCAGAUCCACGUGAUUUGAUCGCGCCACCGUCGUACGAUGAAGCUCUCUCGAUGCCAAAACUAAAUGUAUCGUGUCACUCUUUGAACGAAACCGGUUCAGGAAAAACCAGGAGAAAGAGAGGGAGAAGGAAAACGAAAUCGAGUGGUGAUCUAUUAGAAGAAACUGACAGGAACGGUGAUGCACCCGUAUAUGAUGAUUUAGAACUAACCGAGACCCAAGAGGAAGAUAGACAGCGGAGGCGUCGUAGAAGAAAUAGAAGGUAUGGCAGUCACGAAAUAGCUGAGUUGGAUCAAUCACCAGGUGCUCGGCGUCGGCGAAUGUCUGAAUAUAUUGUUGAAAACGAUGAUAGUGUUAUUGUGGAAGUUCAAGCGCAGUUAGAACGACCCCUUCGCCCUAGAAAUCGACGGUAUUCGAUUGAUGAUAAUGAUGUCAGGGAAAGUGACUUUUAAUUUUUUUUUUAUCCAAUAGACAACUAGCAAAGUAAGAAUAAUGUGAAAUUUGAAAUAAAUAUUUAUGAUAGUUAUCUUUUA